AUGAAGCGUUUUAAUUGUUUCAGUUUACGUUCAUUUGGCAUUGUUGUUGCCGGCUUUGAUAUCAUCGUAGCGUUGUGCACGCUAGCACUGUGCUCCUACUAUCUUUGGACCGACUAUGUGCAUGUGUCAUAUUGGCCACAGGACGAUGUGAAAAUAUUGAAUCCGCUAAGUAAUCUCAUUGCAAUUGUUGUUGAUUAUGUACUCGUGCAUAACUUCUCCAAUGCUUUCUAUAUGGUUCUGGCAGUUACCAUUUGGGUAAAAUCGUUGAUUAAUUUGGUGGUCGCUUCUAUACUUAUAGAUGGUAUUAGAAAGCAACGUCUUGUUUGCAUUGCUCCCUGGCUCAUUAACACCACGAUUUCGAUUGGCAUUGAGAUAGCCGUAUUUGUAUUCAUCGAAAUUAAAAUGAAUGAAUUCGAAGAGGAAAUAGCAUUGGACCGGCGCAUAGUACACAGUGUGAUUUUUGGCGUAUUUAUGGUUUUCAAUGCGCUCUCUUUAUUCGGCAUUUUUGCACUAUACAAAAUGCUCAAGGCAACGGUCAAUGAGAAUCGUACGUUACAGGAGAGUAUUGUGGAAGCAGCUGGACUUUAUCAGCAUGUUAAAGUUUAAAUUUAGCG
Molecule: messenger RNA, 614 nt
Organism: Bactrocera dorsalis (oriental fruit fly)
Lineage: Eukaryota; Metazoa; Arthropoda; Insecta; Diptera; Tephritidae
Exons: 4
Coding region: 1-606 (201 amino acids)
Source: RefSeq, a predicted model, not a curated record